Molecule: messenger RNA, 982 nt
Organism: Dentiscutata erythropus
Lineage: Eukaryota; Fungi; Glomeromycota; Glomeromycetes; Diversisporales; Gigasporaceae
Source: the annotation of a GenBank genome assembly
UGAUGAUAAGCUUGAUAAUUUGAAUUUGCAAAUAACUUGGAUAUUGAUAGGAAUACUAUCCGAAGUUGGUAUUUUUGAAUCGAAUAUACAAAAAAUUUUACAAUCAAGUGCAAUUCUCAUUACUACAUUCAAAUACCCUAAAUCUGAUUACAAUCAAUACUUUAUUGCAAAAGUUAAAGAUUAUCAUGAUAAAACGAUUCAUGUUAAUAUUAGUGUUCGAAAAACUGAGAAUGAAUCUCUAGAUGAAAUUGAAGAAGAAGAUUUUGUAAAGGUUCCUGAACUUCAUUGCUCUGAAAAUAGUGAAUUAAAUUUAAGCUACAAGAAACUUAAUACUGAAAUGGGUAAAGAGCUGAUAGAAGUUUUAAAAACAAAUAAAACUUAUACUAGCUUAGAUAUAAGUUAUAAUAAUAUCAGUGUGGGAUUGGCAAAACAACUCAGGAUUGUUUUAGAAAGUAAUGAAUUUCUCACUCAAUUAAACUUAAAAGCUACGUGUAUUGAACCUGAUAUAGUAAUCCAGAUAAUAAGAGCCAAUAAAACCCGUCUUGUUGAAUUGAAUUUAAGCAGAAAAGCGUUGAUAGAAGCUUUAGGAAAAAAUACGUCUCUUAUCAUCUUAAACUUAAGCAAAUAUCCUUUUGAUUGGUCCGAUAUAAGCUUUACUCCUUUGGAAAAUAACAAGUGUCUCGAGAAUUUAGAUUUGAGCAGUUGUAAUCUUACUUCUAAAACGGUAGAAAGAUUAAGAAAAUUCUUAAUAACUUCAAAGAAUCUUAAAUUAUUAAACCUUAGUUCAAAUAAUCUCGCUUUCCAAUCAGAACACAUAAUUUCAGAAAUCUUGGUAAAAAAUAAAACUCUUCGAGUUUUAAACUUGAGUACAAAUAAGAUUAGCUCGACAAUAGAAUCUUUAGACAGAGAAUCAAAAACAUCUUUAAUAGGCAGAGUAACGUCGCAGUAUAAGUAUAGAUAUGACAUGGCUCGAGCUCUAAAA